This is a messenger RNA of Perca fluviatilis (European perch), 1203 nucleotides long. RefSeq names its product apoptosis-associated speck-like protein containing a CARD. Gene Ontology annotation, biological process: inflammatory response; innate immune response; regulation of apoptotic process. The record is from RefSeq and is a predicted model, not a curated record. The transcript has 7 exons. The coding region runs from base 132 to 758 and encodes 208 amino acids. NCBI's taxonomy places the organism in Eukaryota, Metazoa, Chordata, Actinopteri, Perciformes, Percidae.
GUCAUAGCAGGCGGUGCUUACAGAUAGCAGCUCAUCUGCAGAGACCUGGACGUCCCAGAGCAGUGAACAGGAUCGCUGGGUAUCGCUCACUGAGAAGUCUGACUCGUUGAUCCUACUUUUGAGAAAGGAAGAUGGCAACAAUGAAAGAGGUUCUCUACUUAGCGAUGAAGAAGCUGACUGUGGAAGAGUUUAAGGAUUUUAAGUACUACCUGCUGGAGUACGGAUCCACAGACCAGCGAGCGCAGUCCAGUCGAGGUUACCCGGUGAUUACUCAGGCCGACCUGGAGAACGCCGACAGACGGAGGACCGUGGAUCUGAUCGUUCAGACGUACAACCAGCAGCCGCUGGAAGUCACCCAGGAACUGUUAUUAAAGGUCGGGAGAGGCGACGUAGUGGACCAUUUGGCUCAGAGCAAACCCGGAGCUCCUAUGCAGAUAGACAGCGCUGCAACACCCUCAGCUGGAGCAACUGGUGUGAAUACCAUGGCCGAUGGCAAGCACUUUGUGGAUAAACAUAGAAUCAAGCUGAUCGACAGAGUGAACAACAUCGCAGUCAUUUUGGAUGAGCUCCUCGAGGAGGAUAUCCUCCAACAAGAGAUGUAUGAUAAAAUCAGGGUUCUGCCUACCAGUCAGGAGAAGAUGAGGGAGCUCUACUCUGGGCCUCUGAAAGCUGGUGGAAUAAGGUGCAAAGAUAAAUUCUACAGCAUCCUUGAGAAAAAGGAGCGGUAUCUAGUUGAUGAGCUCAAGGAAAUGAAGUGAUUGUUAUAAUGAAAUCCAUUUUUAGAUCAAACAUACCGUCCACCUAAAGACAUGUUUUAUACAAUAACAAUGGGGCAUUAAUAAUGUAAUCCUAUGUCUCUGUGGGGGCUUUCUAAAACAAUUUUUCCACAUAUGUUUAUCAGAGCUUUUGCCCUUAAUUUUACUCUUAAGUUAGUAAGACAUCAUUUUGAAUGACAAAGAAAAUUUAAUAGAUUAUUUAUCAGACAAUCAUGUAAGAAAUUAAUUAAUGUUCUCAUGUAAUGUUUUUAUCCAACAUACCAAAUGAGAGCAUGUAAUGAGUCUGUUUAACAUAAUCAUUUUAUGUAAAUGGAACAUGCUAGAUCAUAAAUUAUUAUCCAUAAGUGUUGCAUGUAAAGCCCAUUUGACCUUUCAUAUAUGUCAACAUAUGUUUUAUAUUGUUUUUGAUCAGCUUUAUUAUGCCCAA